This is a messenger RNA of Lates calcarifer (barramundi perch), 1874 nucleotides long. RefSeq lists its product as uncharacterized. The record is from RefSeq and is a predicted model, not a curated record. The coding region runs from base 196 to 1161 and encodes 321 amino acids. Lineage: Eukaryota; Metazoa; Chordata; Actinopteri; Centropomidae. Gene Ontology annotation, cellular component: plasma membrane. The transcript is spliced from 6 exons. Gene Ontology annotation, molecular function: transmembrane signaling receptor activity.
GGAUGAGAGAGUGAGGUGGUGAGAGAGCAGGAAAAUGUGAUGAAAUGUAAACUUACGGCAGCUUCCUGAAGCUAUUCAGUGGCCCCUAAAGUGAGGAACUAAAGUAUGUUUAUACAUCAGAGAGACGGUAGAAAGUGAAGUGAUAACACCUCUGCUGCAGUUUAUUGAUUUUUCUUGAUUAGGAUAAAAUUCAAAAUGAAUAUUCGCCACGCUCUGUUCUUCUGCUGCUGUUUGUCAGCACUGUGUGAUGGUCUCGUCAACACACAACGAAUGUUUAUGAAAACUGAAGGACAAAAUGUUGUGUAUUUUUUCCGGGUUAAAAAUGCUGCAGACAGCAGAAAGUACUUCUGCAGGAAUGACUGCGAAAAAGAAGACAUCCUCAUUGAGACACACGCCAACAGAGCUCAGAGUGGCAGAUACACCAUUAGAUAUAAUGGUUUUCUGCACGUGAUCAUCAAAGAGCUGACUAAGUCUGACACAGGACGGUACAGAUUUGGUGCAAGCAAUUCUUCAUCACUGGGUUCAUACCAGGACUUUGAGGUCGAAGUUAGAGCACUGUGCGAAGGAGAUGUCCUUUAUGGAGAACGCAAGGUUUACAGCAGUGCCGAAGGAGGAAAUGUCACAAUUAGAUGUUCCUUGAGUGCAAAUACACAAAACAGGAAGUUCCUCUGUAGAGAGGAAUGUAAAAAAACUCUCAUUGAAACUACCACGGUCGGAGCAAAGAGUGGCAGAUACAGCAUUGAAUAUGAGAGCAGUUCAUUCUUCAAUGUGACCAUCGCAGAGCUGAACAAGUCUGACUCAGGACUGUACCGAUGCGGCGUGGCAAGUCAAGUGUCAAAAAAUACAUGCCAGGGGUUUGAGAUCUCAGUUACAAGUGGUUACAGUUUGCCUCUGGUUGUUUGUCUGAUUGUGCUGUUUUUCUUGGCCAUUUCUCUACUGCUUCUAUACAAAUUGAAGAUAAGAAGCUCUACUUCUUUGGACAGUGGGGAAACCUCAACUGGCAGAAACAUGGAGUCUGUCCUCCACUACAAUUCUGCCCCAGUCUCCACACUGGAAGACCCCGCCUAUGACACCGUCAACCCUCCCUCUCCCUACGAAACCCUCAACGUACACCACACAGCUUGUGACCAGAUGUACACCGCACUCAGCCAGCAAACAUAAUUCUUCUUCUUGUGUGUAUAUAAAACAUUUUGAGGUUAUCUCCUUCUGUAAUCUGAUUCUUGAUGUAAAUUGAUGUCAUUUUUUUUUACUUUCUUUUUCUGACUUACUUUUCAUUCUGUCUAUAUUAAUUUUUUUUUUGUUAUUGCUGAUAUUGGCAUUUCUAAAUUGGCACUUGCAUUUUAAAUAUUUUACUGUUAUGCUUCGUACCCGCUGCAAAUUUUGGAUGCACAUAUUAUAUUAAUCUGGGGGAGAUUGUUGAGGGCACUUAAACCCCAAUAGGGUUAAAGAGGAAUUAGAUUUGAAGCAAUUUCCAUAAGUCUAGUGGAUUAACAGGAUUUCUUUGAGAAAUACUGAAAAUGUAUUUCUUGGUUGGAUGUGUUUAGGUGCAUUUGGACUUGCAGAUGAAAUUAGGGUCAUUCAUAAUGUUCAGUGAGAGUGGUCAGUUUAAUACAGAGUAGUCUAAAUAGUUAAGUUGAAAGAAUGUAAAAUUUAACUGUGUUGACAAAUAAAUGUUCAACCUUUUCUACCCACUGAUGGGUUGAGAUGUAAAAGUGUAUUUGUUAUAGAAAAUUGUGAAUUGUCUCACUUUGUAUUUGUGGCUGUAGAAUAUUUUUAUUGUUAUUUUUGCAUCAACUAGCAAUUACACUGAAGCUCACACUGGUCUGUGCAUCGGUGUGAGCACAUUCUCAAAGUAGGAAUUAGUUUUUCCUUUG